Spodoptera frugiperda (fall armyworm) is the source of this 1526-nucleotide messenger RNA. Its product is annotated as methyltransferase-like protein 25B. Lineage: Eukaryota; Metazoa; Arthropoda; Insecta; Lepidoptera; Noctuidae. The transcript is spliced from 7 exons. The record is from RefSeq and is a predicted model, not a curated record. The coding region runs from base 47 to 1387 and encodes 446 amino acids.
AAACAAACCUUGAAAACGUGCAGUCAGAUAAGUUUUCUUAUUCAUAAUGUCUCCCAAUAAAAAAGACGUGAAAUCUUGUCUUGAAAUGUCACUUAAAGUUAUAAGAAUGUAUGAUUGGCUUUUAGACUUGUAUGUGUUGGACUUCUUUGUCGACGACCAUUGGAACAAAUUGCCAAGUACGUGGCGAAAUACUUUCGAACAUAUGGACCCACAACUUUUAGGCGACAUUCUAUCAAACAGACCAUCUAACACGUUGCUGCCAUUAUCAUUUUUGGCUCUAAUAAAGUCGAUUGAAGCCCUUACUAUUCCACGAGAGAGACAGGAUAUAAAAUUGAAUGAAACAGGGUCUGUGGACUUGGAUACUUGCAAGCAUCAUCCGAGGUUAAAAAUUCUGUUUUUAAAGCAUGUGAAAUUGAAGAAGAGACAUGAGAUUAGUCUGAUGGCUGGUGUAGUAGUAGAUACUGCUGUACAGACUGGUUGUAACUCUGUGAUAGACUUUGGUUCUGGUUUGGGACACUUGGUGCGAGUCUUAGCUUACAGAGAUGAUAUGCACGCAGCUGGGAUCGAGUGCCAGACACAACUCACUGAGGAGGCUAGAAAACUUGACUUGGAAUUAGAGUAUACAGCCAAGAAGCAUUUAUCAAGCGACUCUGUAAGCAGACUAAAGCACCCUCUACACAUCAAUAUGACAUUGUCAAGUCACAAACAGCUGACGGAGCUCUGUUUACCAGAUUACAUGGCAAACUAUGGAUUAAUAGGUUUACAUCCAUGUGGAGACUUGGGUCCUUUACUAUUGAAGCAGUUUGUUGAAUGUGAAAACAUAAAGUUUAUAUGUGUAGUGGGAUGUUGUUUUAUGAAGCUGACCUGCGAUGGUGUCAACCGAGGGUAUCCAAUGAGUGACUUUGUAAAGAGGUUGGACAGUCAUCUCUCGUUUACCAGUAGAGAAAUAGCUUGCCAUGCGAUUGAGGUGUACUGUGAGAGGCUUUGCAAAGGCAAUUAUGAAGAUUUGAAGAUACACGCCUACAGGGCUGCUCUAGAAAGGAUGCUGGUGGAACAUGACCCGAAACUCCGCCACGCACCAGUGAGGAGCAUUAAACAUUCAAACACCAUGUCUUUUGAACAGUACUGCUCCCAAGCUACAGAGCGCCUCAACAUCUCCCUUCCAUCGUGUCCAGCGGCCUGGUCCCGCGGCCAAGCGGACCUGGCGCAGUGGCGACGUGUGGUGGUGGUCUACACGCUGCGGUUAGCUUUGGCACCGCUUGUAGAAACCGUGGUGUUGCUGGAUAGAGUACUUUUUGUACUUGAACGAGGUCUAUCUUGCGAAAUAAGACCCGUGUUCGAUCCGAAGCUAUCACCUAGAAAUCAUAUUAUAAUAGCGAAAAGAUAAUAUUAACAAGACAUUUUAAACUCAAGCGUGUAAAAUAUAAGGUGUAUUUUUCCAAAAUAUAAUGUUUCUCGAAUUUAAUGCUUGUAAGAAAGAAUGUUUUGUAUUUUUUAUUUAUGACAAAUAUAUCAGUACAGAUAAC